AUGCUAAGAUAAUUGUUAAUUUUAUUGUCUUAUUCAUUGUUAGUCAUGUAAUUAAUCGACCACUAUAUUUGUGGAGAUUAAAUUAUUACAGGAUUAGAAGAAUGUGAUGGAAAUACUAUUUAAUAUGAUGGAUUUUUUAAUUGUAAAUAUUAAUGUUAACCUUCAUGCACAGCACAGAGUGUAUAAAAGGACAAUGUUUUGAAUGUGCAAUUGGUGUGUGAUAUAUAGAUUCAAUAACUUGGUAAUGUUAAAAAUUAUGCCGAGAUUUGAUUUUAGUUGGAAGUGAAUAACGUGAGGAUGGUAAUUUUAGCCAUACAGACAGUUGCAAGGAUUUUAGAUAUUUCCGUAGAGCUGGUUGUUCUUCUUUUCUUUCUACUACCAAUAAAUGCUUAAAAUGUCAAUCUGGUUUAGUUCCUUUUUCUUAUUACUGUAGCAACAUAAGUGGAUACGGUAAAGUUGCUAAAGAUACUUCAGGGUACUUUUCAGAACUAUGUGAUGAUGGCAAUACAAUUUAUGAUGAUGGUGCAAUACCUUUUGUAAAUUUUAAUGUUAUGCGACUGGAUAUUAUCUUAAUGAUCAAAAAUUAUGGAAACCGAUUUGUGGAGAUCCCAGUUGGUUAUCUAUGCGAUACAAGAGUUAUAUUUAUAUUACCAUUUAAAGGUUGCAGAAAUUUACUAAAGAUAUUUAUUAUCCAUUUUCUAAAUAUUAAUAAGUUGACUAUUGUGUAACUUGUGAUGAAUAUAAUUGUAUAAGUUGUCAAAGUGGUUAUUACCUAGAUGAGAAUUUUUCUUGCAUUUCAUAUUGUGGUAAUAGAAUACUUACACAUGAUGAACAGUGUGAAAUAUAUUAAGUUGUAUGUUUAAAAUUCCAAAAUUAUGUGA
Paramecium sonneborni is the source of this 881-nucleotide messenger RNA. Lineage: Eukaryota; Ciliophora; Oligohymenophorea; Peniculida; Parameciidae. The record is from the annotation of a GenBank genome assembly.